This is a messenger RNA of Suillus subalutaceus, 990 nucleotides long. RefSeq lists its product as uncharacterized. The coding region runs from base 1 to 990 and encodes 329 amino acids. The transcript has 8 exons. The record is from RefSeq and is a predicted model, not a curated record. NCBI's taxonomy places the organism in Eukaryota, Fungi, Basidiomycota, Agaricomycetes, Boletales, Suillaceae.
AUGUCUCUCUCACCUGAAAUAUCUGAGUCAAGUGUAUUUACAGGUCCUGGACCAGGCACAUCAUGCGCAUUUGAUGUUAAACAUCUGCCAGCCGUCAACGAAGAGUUUAUCUUGGUAGAUGGGGAGUUUUGCUUUGGCAUCAAUACUCUCGCCUCUUUGUUCAUUUUAACUUACGCACUCAACUGUACCUCUGGACAGAAACUGUGGUCCAUGUUGCAUGCCACGCACAAGGCCCCGGUCAGUAUGACAAAUGUCCUUCCCCAGGUCAUCAGGGACCAAAUGCAUGGUCCCUCCAAUCCUCACCUCGAUUAUUUCCAUUUCUACAAGGACCUCAGUCAAGUUUACACAUCCUUCUCGUCUGCAGCGCGAGUCAAUGCUGAGACAUCAGCGUCCAUGUUUCAAAUGUGGCCCACCCCCCGCCGAUCCAUCAUGAGUCAUCUGAAGCCAGGCCAAAGCCGCAGCUUUCGAGCCAAGCCGGGCCAGGCUGAGGCUAGCACUCACGUGUUUGCCCACUCCGGAGGACCCACCCUCUGUAGAUGCAAAAGUCGAGUCGCAGUCGCAGUCAUGCUCAUGCCUGCACCCGAACUUGAAUUGACACCUGUACCUCCAAUUCCACCACCACCAACGCUUGUGAUUCCAUUCGCAUUUGCACUUGCACUCGGGCCCACAUUCACGUUGUUCGCACUCACAAUAGCAGCUGCAUUCACACCAGGACUCACCACCUCCCCAACAGGCGUCGCAGAAGAAGAAGUGUCCUUCGUCGUCCUUGGUUCUAACAUCGUUCAUGGCCUGUCUAUCCCGUUCUUCAACAUUGGUCAUAGCGCACACUCUCGCAUGACUUCGACAUUUAUUUUGAUCCAUGAACCACCCUUAGAAGGAUGGGGGUGGGGGCGGGGUGUUAUAAUGGACAUUAAGACUCAGCCGAAUAAGAUUAAAAUGUGCAUUCAGACUACCUUGGCUGCCAUUGGAAUGCAUAUGAAAAUCUGGUGA